This is a messenger RNA of Nematostella vectensis (starlet sea anemone), 3723 nucleotides long. RefSeq names its product extracellular calcium-sensing receptor. The transcript has 2 exons. Gene Ontology annotation, molecular function: adenylate cyclase inhibiting G protein-coupled glutamate receptor activity. The coding region runs from base 365 to 2908 and encodes 847 amino acids. NCBI's taxonomy places the organism in Eukaryota, Metazoa, Cnidaria, Anthozoa, Actiniaria, Edwardsiidae. Gene Ontology annotation, cellular component: membrane. Gene Ontology annotation, biological process: regulation of synaptic transmission, glutamatergic; G protein-coupled glutamate receptor signaling pathway. The record is from RefSeq and is a predicted model, not a curated record.
GUUAAUAUUCUCUUAAAAUGUUCGCAGCGUGCAGCACGUUUACAGGCGCAAAAUAUGAGAAAGGAAGUCGGGUUUUUAUCACUAAUAACCUCUAACUGCAUAGAGGCUUUGAAGUAUGUGACAUCUUCCUGUGUAACGUUAGUGGGUUGUUGAUUCACCUGUCUCUCUACAAGCCAUUCAUCUACAAUCGGGCGCUUUUCUCCCACUCAAAAGGACAACUAUUGAAGUGUCAUACGUAGAGACAGCUAUAACAGUCAAGCUUGCAUCACCUGCUACACACAUCUAGGCUGUCUCGGCGUGCGUCCAGGCGAAUUCGACAGGGAUUUAAAAUUGCUGACUUUCUUGAAGUAUACCUUAUAACGCGAUGUGGAAUUCCGUAAUGGUCGUUCUCGUUGCGUUCUUGACUUUGCACUCACUCUCUUUCGUAUCGCAAGCGCAAAAUAGAUUCCAAAUACCAGGUAAUGUGACAUUUGCGGUAACUCUUCCAGUACACGUAAAAACACCGGUGGAUACAUGUUCAUCGACGCUGUAUUCUCACGGCUUAGGCCUUGGCUACGUCGAGACCAUUGCAUUCUCCGUGCGCAACAUCAACAACGAUCCAAGUAUUCUACCCAACAUCAGGCUAGGAAUAGACAUAUGGGAUUACUGCAAUACAGCGAGACUGGCUGUGCAAACCGCACACGAAAUCAUUAGCAACAACCAGUUGUAUGAGCUGGUUCACGAGCACGGAGUCCAGACUGCAAGGGUGGGGAAUGUGAGUUCGCCGGUAUUGGCAGUUAUUGGGACCAUGGGAUCAUCUAGUUCCACCUUCGUAUCAAGCCUACUUCAGGUAACCCACGUGCCACUUAUAAGUCCGUUCGCCACAAGCGAGGAGCUGAGCUCACCCUUUUUCGGCGCAUUUUUCCGCACAGUACCCCCCGACGGGGAGCAGGCCAAGGCCAUGGCGAGCAUCAUCGAGCAUUUCGGGUGGACCUACGUCGCCGUGUUGGCGCUCGACACAACGUACGGUCAAUACGGGGUGCGCGCACUGCAGCGGGUCUCAUUUAGACGAAAGACUUUCUGCAUCGCGCUUACAGAGUUCUUCACGGAGACGGGAUACAACGGGCAGUUUAUGCACAUUAUCACGAAACUCAAACUCCUAAAAAAUACUAAAGUCGUGGUGCUAUGGGCAGACCAUGAAAGUGCCAAGGCGUUCCUGUACGAAGCGGAGCGUCGCGAACUGUUUGGGCGCACGUUUUUGAUGAGUGAAGCGAUGUCGACAGUUGAUGCUGGCGUCCUGGCCAGGCACGAGGCGGUGCUGAGGGGGGCGUUGGGCGUGGUCCCGCACAAGUUCCGGGACGUCGAAUUAGAGGAACACCUAAAGAACAUUGCACCCUUGGUGACGACACGGGGAAGAAUACCGUGGUGGGAUGAGUUCUGGGAGCAGGAGUUCAACUGCACUAGCAGCGUCCAUGGGAAGUCACACCUUUCGCCUUGCAGUGAGUCCCUGCGAUUGUCUCAUACUGGGUUGCAAAAGGUCUCUAAUGGUUACACGUCGUACAUCACGGACGCUGUCUACGCCAUAGCCAGGUCCUUGCACGAAUUGUACAAGUGUAAUUCGACAUCAGGGUGUUUACACGCGUCUCGAGCCAGCCCAAAGGACGUGACAGAGAAGUUGAGAGAGAUCUCUUUCCAGGGUCAAACUGGGCUGGUGAACUUCACGACUUCUGGUGACCCGGAGACUGCACGCUACGAUUUCAUCAACUUCCAGGAAAGAGGAGGAGAUUACGCGAUUGUGAAAAUAGGUGAGUGGUCAGCACGCGGGGCAAGCGCCGCACCCACGAUCAAGAACAACUCCAUCCUCUGGAACACGGAGGGAAACACCAUUCCCGUAUCCGUGUGCGAGAAACAGUGUAAGGCCGGCUACAAGCAGAUUAACACUACAACUUGUUGCUGGACUUGCAUUGUCUGCCCAAAUGGUUUCUUCAACAGUAUCCCCGGCUCGUCAAACUGCACCGAGUGUUCGCCGGAGCAGACGUCCAUCAAGGACAGGACCAAGUGUAUUGACCGACCCCUGGUCAAUAUUCGAUGGUCUGACACCGAGGCUGUUCUAUUCCUCUUGCUGGCCAUUCUAGGCCUCUUAGCGACGCUGUUUGUCGCGAUCGUGUUCAUCAAACAUAAGGACACGCCCGUAGUUCGGGGAUCCAACCGCGAACUUAGUUAUUUCCUUCUGUUCGUAAUCUCCAUGCUGUACAUCAUGACAUUCGUGCAGCUCGCAUUACCGACCGAUACCAUCUGCUACCUCCUUCAGCCGUGGCGCUAUAUAUCCUGCACUCUGUCCGUCUCCAUUCUUUUCUUGAAAACCAACCGCAUCGUGCGCGCGUUCCAGACGGUCGUCCCCGAAUGGUUCAAGAAAUACGUGUUGGAUCGCAAGCGCCAGUUCAUCGCGGUACUCGUGCUGAACUGCGUGGAAGUCUUACUGGCGGUUUGCUGGCUGUUCUUUGAUGCUCCCCACCGCAAGCGCAUCAUCACGACCGUGAUCUUCGUCACGUGCUCUCCGUACAGGACCGUUGUAGGUGGCAUACUACGAGCCGUCAUGUUCGGUUAUUUCAUCCUCAUGUCGCUCCUCUGCACCUUCUACGCCUUCAAGGCCCGCAAGCUGCCAGAGAACUUCAACGAGGCCCGGUACAUCGGGUUCUCCAUGUACGUGUUGUUGUUGUCCUGGGUGGCGUAUUACCCGGUAGACUCGGCGCUCGAGGGAUCGUACAUCACGAUCGUGGCGUGCGCGACUGGCCUCGUGAUGGCAUAUGGUCUACUUGGAUGCAUGUUUCUACCCAAAGUCUUUGUCAUUCUCAGAUACCCAGAGAAGAACACGGAGGAGUUUGUGAAAGCUUCAGUGGGUCGUUUUAAUUUCAGCUCAAACAAUUGAAAAUUCCAUUCUAAAAUUUGAACUUGAGCUCUAAUAAAUUAUACUGCCAUGCAUUCAAAUUCUGGAUUUGAAGACUUCAUGUAGCAGCCUGUAGUACUUAAAAAGGCACAUUUUGUUGUGCUCUUAAAAGUUCAAAUGGCUUUCAAAGACCUGAUUGAGUUAUUUAUACGUUACCCAUGAUCCACAUUCUACCGUCAUGCUUCGACACAUGGAUUUUCCAGGGCAACCGUAUUCCGUAUAUGGGAUGCAGCACUGAUCAAUUCUUGGACCUAAUUGUUUGGACAGAUUAUUUUUACGUCACUGGAAAUAGACGAUACUUAUUAUCAAAGGCUAGUGUGCAAUUCUUUAUUUUAUUUCAUGGGAACUUUUACUGUAAAGGCCUGUGCGAGCUAUUGUUAGUCUUUCGGUGAUGUGUAAAACUUAUGGAUAAAACUUCAAAUGACGUACUGCCAAUUGAGUGGUUAUUUCUUGGUUAUCUUAGUAGUAGAGUCCCCCUUUAUAAUAAAUCCUGUCCUAAUAAGCGUUCAUGUACUGAAAUUACCUCUGCAAGAGAGUGGGUUAUUUAGGUUUGUUGUCAGAUUGACAGGUUACCUUUAGGCCUUAUGUACACAAAGACGUACAUAACAAAGGCACUUUCGAUCCCAAGUAAAACAGCAAUAAUAUCAAAUAGUAUUGACGACAGAUUGGUAAAAUUUAUCCACUUAAGUACAAACACUCUCUCCAAAUGCGACAGAUGCUAUAAAUAAAUUCUUUAAUGCUUUAUACAUAUUUACAUUUCCUUUGUUAUAUGAAUAAAAAUAUAUUUCCAUUUAGUA